Colletotrichum truncatum is the source of this 3975-nucleotide messenger RNA. RefSeq names its product ABC transporter. Gene Ontology annotation, cellular component: membrane. The record is from RefSeq and is a predicted model, not a curated record. Gene Ontology annotation, molecular function: ATP hydrolysis activity; ATP binding; ABC-type transporter activity. Gene Ontology annotation, biological process: transmembrane transport. NCBI's taxonomy places the organism in Eukaryota, Fungi, Ascomycota, Sordariomycetes, Glomerellales, Glomerellaceae.
AUGGCUGCCGAAAACCCCCAAGCAAUACCAAUAACAGAAAAACCAGCUCAGUUGGUGGCUGCAUUACCAGGCCAUAAAAAAGCGACCGAGGUCAGGAAACACGUCGAACGCGAGCCCAUACUCAAGGAUUACAUUCGGGUUUUCUCUUACGCUACGAAAUGGGAUAUCGUCAUUUACUUCUUCGCGUCCCUCGCCUCUAUUGGCGCAGGCACAACCCUACCGUUGAUGAACAUCGUGUUUGGUCGUCUCGCUGGGCAGUUCACCGAUUACUUUAUGAAUCCUCCACGCAUGACCCGGUCCGAGUUUGAAGAUUUGCUGGAUCAGCUGGCUCUGUACAUCUUGGGCUUAUUUCUCGGUCGCUUCAUUCUCAACUGCAUCAACAAGUUUUGCUUCCGAAUGAUUGGCGUGCGGCUGUCUUCAGCUAUUCGCCUUCACUACAUACAAUGUCUUUUCGGCCAGUCCAUUCACGUUCUCGACUCCAUGCCGUCAGGUGCUGCAGCUAGCAUCAUCACAGGAACGGCCAACACCCUUCAAAUCGGCAUUUCAGAGAAGCUCGGCACCUUCAUGGAGUUCAACGGUACUAUCUGGUGCGCCAUCAUAGUCGCCUUCAUCUGGAGCUGGAAACUAACCCUGGUUACGUCGUCCAUCAUUGUCUUCAUUCUCAUCGUUGUUAGCACGCUGAUGCCAUUCGUCGUUCGGUUGCAGAGUCAGCAGGCAAAGGCCGAGGCCAAAGCCAAUAGCGUCGCAAGCGAGUCUUUCAGCAGCAUCCGUAUGCUGACUGCCUGCGGUGCGCAGCAAAGCAUGAUCAGUCGCUACUCUCAAUGGGUGGACGAGGCCCGCGUCAAGGGCCAGCGAUCGGCACCCUUGCUUGCUAUGCAGUUUGGACUCGUCUUCUUUGGCACUUUUGCCGUAUUUGGCCUCGCCUUCUGGUUCGGCACGCAACAAUUCGCCAAUGGCGAGAUGAGCAACCCCGGCACCAUCAUCAUCGUCUUAAUGUCCGUUAUGAUGAUCAUCAUGUCUACCGAGCGCAUCGCAAACCCCCUCAUGGCCGUCUCCAAAGCCAUGGUCGCCGCCUGCGAGUUCUUUGCCGUCAUAGAUGCUCCCCGCCCCGAUACCGGCCACCUGAAAGAGCCAGAUGUUUCCGCGACCGAUGACAUCGUCUUCAAGGACGUUGUAUUUGCGUACCCGAGCCGUCCACACGUCAAGAUCCUCGACAACCUCAAUCUUACUAUCAAGGCGGGCGGAAACACGGCAAUUGUUGGGCCCUCUGGAUCUGGCAAGAGCACAAUCGUUGGUCUCGUCGAAAGGUGGUAUGACCUGCGUGAGCAAUACGUUAUCGAAAAGACCUUAGAUCCGGAAAAGAACAAGGAUGCGCAAAAGAAGAAGAAGAAAGAAGACGGCAACAAGGAGAAGCAAGAGGCCGGGGACGGCGUUCUUGGAGCGGCUGAAAAUGAAGAGAGUAGUGAUAAUGAGGAAUCCCAACCCAUCGUGCCGCUAUCCGGAAGUAUCACCACCUGCGGUAAAUCUCUGACCGACAUCGACCUUAAGUGGUGGCGCUCUCAAAUCGGGCUCGUGCAGCAGGAACCGUUCUUGUUCAACGACACUAUUUUUCGCAAUGUGGCCUACGGGUUGAUCGGAUCAGAAUGGGAGGAUGCACCUGAGGAUGAACAGAGACAACUCGUCAAGGAGGCGUGCAGUGAGGCCUUCGCGGACGAGUUCAUUGAUCGCCUUCCGGAAGGCUACGACACACCUGUCGGUGACGGCGGAGCUAAACUUUCUGGAGGUCAACGCCAGCGCAUCGCUAUCGCCAGGAGUAUCGUCAGAAAACCCAAAAUAAUUAUUCUCGACGAGGCCACCAGCGCCAUUGAUGUUCGUGGAGAGAAGAUCGUGCAGGCCGCCUUGGACCGCAUUGCCAAGAACCGCACCACAAUCACCAUUGCCCACCGUCUAUCGACAAUCAAAAAGGCCGACCGAAUCGUCGUUCUACGAAAAGGACAAGUUGUUGAGUCAGGCACGCACGAGAGUCUUUUAGAGGACGAAACAGGUGUAUACUAUGGUCUUGUUGUCGCGCAAAAGCUGUCGCUUGGCCAGCCGACCGAGGCGGACGUGACCGGUGGCGAGGCCGACUCGGAACAGGAUCUGGCUGUGGCUAAAACGAGAAGCAUCACCGGAGAAGAAGAGAGUGAGGAGGCGCAGCAAAAAAAGUCUACCGGCGUGAACCUCUUCAACAAUUUCUUCAAGCUCCUCGCAGAGCAGAAAAACCGCUGGGUUUACGUGUUUAUCGCCUUCUUCGCGGCCUGUUCUGCUGCCGGAACUCCCAUGAUGGCCUGGCUAUUUGCGAAUGUUUUCCAAGUCUUUACCUUCGCCGACAAGGACACAAUUCGGUCAGAGGGUCGAUUCUGGUCCGUCAUGUGGGUUGUGCUCGCCACAGGUGUCGGCAUCGGCUAUUUUUUCCAGGGUGCCAUUUCGGUGCAUGUGCAGCACAACAUAAGCGCCAUUUACAAGAAGGAAUAUUUCGGGUCUAUCCUCUACCAAAACACAGCCUUUUUCGACAAUGACGAAAAUUCACAAGGUACACUGGUAGCCCGCGUCGCUGGCGACCCUAAGCAGCUUGAAGAACUCUUGGGCCUUAACAUGGCAUUCCUCCUUAUGGCCGUGUUCAAUAUUGUAGGAGCUCUAUCUAUUGCCUUUGCUUUCGGGUGGAAGCUGGCACUGGUAGCCAUGUUUGUCACGAUGCCUGUCGGCCUAUUUUCUGGCUACUGGAGAUUCAAGUACGAGCUUGAAUUUGAGAAGAUGAAUGCAGCCGUGUUCGCCGAAAGCUCCAAAUUCGCCGCCGAGGCCAUUGGUGCUUUUAGGACGGUCUCAUCGCUCACGAUGGAAGAUGUGAUCCACUCCCGAUACGACAAGCUCUUGCGUAGUCACGUACAGAAGGCUUACAAGAAGGCUCGCUGGACCAGCGUGCUCUUUGGUUUCGCUGAUAGCGUCAACAUAGGUUGCCAGGGUCUCAUUUUCUGGUACGGCGGCCGCCUUUUAGCCAGCCGCGAGUAUGGGCUCUUGAAUUUCUUCGUCUGCUUUAUGGCAGUCAUGCAGGGAGCCGAAGCCGCCGGACAGGGCCUCAGCUAUGGGCCCAAUGCUGCGCAGGCGUCGGCCGCCGCAAACCGCAUCACUGAUUUGCGCAAGUCCAGCACCCAAAGCAGCCAAGCUUCGACGGAGGAGAUUCCCGAUACGGACGGCGGCGUCAAAAUCGAACUGAAGAAUGCCCACUUCCGCUACCCGACCCGCGACACCCCUGUUUUCACGGGUAUUAACUUGACCAUCAACAAGGGCCAGUUCGCAGCGCUCGUUGGACCUUCAGGAUGUGGAAAGACCUCGAUUGUUUCACUGCUCGAGCGAUUCUACGCCCUUGACAAGGGUGAUAUUCUCUUCAACGGCAAGAGCAUUUACAGUCUCGAUGCACAGCAAUAUCGUAAAAACCUGUCCCUGGUUGCACAGGAGCCGUACAUGUUUCAAGGCACGAUUCGCGAGAACAUUUGCCUCGGCAUGGAAGCAGGAACCGUCUCGGAAGAUCGAUUACACCAAGUAUGCCGCGAUGCUUCUAUUCAUGACUUUAUUGUUUCACUCCCAAAUGGUUACAAUACCGAUAUCGGCUCCAAGGGCUUUUCGUUAUCGGGUGGUCAAAAGCAGCGCAUUGCCAUUGCACGCGCUCUGAUCAGGGACCCCAAGGUCCUCCUCCUGGACGAGGCAACCUCAUCGCUCGACUCUGAGUCGGAAAAGCUAGUCCAGGCGGCAUUCGAGCGCGCAGGAAAGGGACGCACAAUGGUAUGUAUCGCGCAUCGCCUGGCAACAGUCCAAAACGCCGACGUCAUUUUCGUCCUCGGUGAGGGCAAAGUGCUGGAAAAGGGGACUCACCAAGAGUUGUUGAGUCAGAAAGGAUUGUAUUGGCACAUGUGUCACAGCCAGGCCCUUGAUAAGUAG